Molecule: messenger RNA, 1462 nt
Organism: Chaetura pelagica (chimney swift)
Lineage: Eukaryota; Metazoa; Chordata; Aves; Apodiformes; Apodidae
Gene: IFFO1
Product: intermediate filament family orphan 1
Exons: 10
Coding region: 1-1119 (372 amino acids)
Source: RefSeq, a predicted model, not a curated record
AUGCCCGGCACCAUCUGGUCCUUCUCGCAAGCGCGGCGCUUGGGCCCGGGGCCAGAGACCACCCUGGUGCAAGGGCCGGGGGUCUCCUGGGUCCACCCGGACGGGGUGGGCGUGCAGAUCGACACCAUCACCCCGGAGAUCCGGGCCCUCUACAACGUGCUGGCCAAGGUGAAGAGGGAGCGCGACGAGUACAAGCGCAGAUGGGAAGAGGAGUACACGGUACGUGUCCAGCUUCAGGACCGGGUGGCUGAGCUGCAGGAGGAAGCCCAGGAGGCUGAAGCCUGCCAGGAGGAGCUGGCCAUGAAGGUGGAGCAGCUCAAGGCAGAGCUUGUUGUCUUCAAGGGACUGAUGAGCAAUAACAUCACAGAGCUGGACACCAAGAUCCAGGAGAAGGCCAUGAAGGUGGACAUGGACAUUUGCCGGCGCAUCGACAUCACUGCCAAGCUGUGUGACGUGGCACAGCAGCGCAACUGCGAGGACAUGAUCAAGAUGUUCCAGCAACUGGUCCCAGCCUCGGCGGGGCGGAAGCGGGAGCGCAAGCAGGUCAGCGAUGAGGACACCUCGCUGUCGGAGAGCGAUGCCUCCCGGAAGCCUGAGGAGGAGGAGGAGGAGGAUGAGACCACGGCCAUGAGCAUCAACGAGGAGAUGCAGAGGAUGCUGAACCAGCUGAGGGAGUAUGACUUUGAGGAUGACUGUGACAGCCUCACGUGGGAGGAGACGGAGGAAACGCUGCUCCUCUGGGAGGACUUCUCUGGAUACGCCAUCGCGGCCGCAGAGGUGCAGGGGGAGGUAACGGACGACAGCCUGGAGAAGGUGAUCAAGGACACAGAGUCCCUUUUCAAGAGCCGUGAGAAGGAGUACCAGGAAACCAUCGACCAAAUAGAGCUGGAGCUGGCCACAGCCAAGAAUGACAUGAACCGGCACCUGCACGAGUACAUGGAGAUGUGCAGCAUGAAGCGAGGCUUGGACGUGCAGAUGGAGACUUGUCGGCGGCUCAUCACCCAGUCUGGGGACAGAAAGUCUCCUGCCUUCACCCCAGCCUCCAACAGCGAGUCAGCCCCGAACGAGGAGAGCGAGGAGUCUGACCGUGACCCCCCCAGCGACGCUUCCAUCAGAUAAUGAGGGGAGGCCCCACUCCUUCAGACCCCCUUCCUGGCACGGGGGUGCCUGAGCCGCACCUGGGAGAGACUGUCAGGGGCGUGGAGCUGCUGGUAAACCCCUGUCGCCCAGGCUAACUCCCGUUUUGGGGUGCUUGGCAGACCCCACAGCCCCCCCAGCCACCAGGUAUCUUGCAAAGGGGAAUAGCCAGAUAGAUCUGAGGGCCCUCGCCCAGGCCUCUCAGCUUCCAGCCCCUUCUCUAUUCCCUUUCCCUGCUUUGGUUAAACUGUGGUUUGGGCAGGGAGGCUCCAGACCUGCCACGGUGGUGUUCUCCAGGGCCCCCCAGACCCACCUACUCCGUCCU